AAAGGAUAAUGGAAAAGGAGGAAUAGGAAACCAAAUGAGAUGGGGUAAAGAUCAAAUGAAUCCGGAUAAAAAGAGGAAUGAAAUAGAAAGGAAAUAUGGAAAGGGGAAAAUAGUGUAACAGGGUCGUACUCUCACACCGAUGAUGUGGUAUUUUACUGAUGCUGGCAAAGUAUGGUCAUAAUAGACGCACGUAAAAUGAUGGUCUGACGUUCCAAGUGGCAGGUAGCAGUAGAUGGGCUGUAAUGGAAGAUAUUAUGUGGCUGAUUGUAAAUGGUCCGCAGUAGUGAGGACGAAGUUUUGGGACGAUGGGCAGUCGAAGGUUCUAAGUGUCGAGCAGUACUAAGUCUCUAGCCUGGUAAGUUACAGCUCGUCGUUGUAGAUCAGCGUUACGCUUAGAAACAACGUUCGCGCGCUUAAUAGCUUUUGCUGCUCGCUCUCGGGCGUUCAGUAAAAUUUCAGCGAACUGUUGGGCUCGGGGUACGGGAUUGUCGACAUUUGACGUGAUGGGUACUGUAGGGUUUUGUCCGUGAUUUAGGUAGAGCAGUGACUGUCAGGAAGUGGUUGACGGGGCGUUGUUAUACGCGAAAUCAAUCAGGGGCAGUUGCUUCUCCCAGUCGGCCACGUCAUCGCAGGUGGCGCGAAUCAGCUGUCGUGGGCUUCGUGCAAUAAUAGCUCCCGUAAUAGACUAACUCUAGUUCCCAGAUGCAGCCAGUCCCCGUCUUUACAUAAUAGACUCCCUUAACCGAUGCAAGCUAUUCGUACGCACCCGAUGUAAAGCAUCUGUCCGUCUGGUACCCGUGGGUAAAUAGACCGGUAAGUAGCGGGGAUGUUUGGGCGAGAAUGAGAGAGUUGAGAUGGGUGGAUGGGCGAGAAAGGGGGUCUGCAAUGUUUGAUGCCAUUUUUUUUUAGGUGACAGAAUAGUGGAAAUUGGAUUCCAUAAAAUCCAACCACCGAAACUGUCACUGGUUGAGCAGUGGUUGUGCACGAAUGUACCGUAGGCUGCGAUGGUCUGUCCGUACUCUCAUGUCCGCACCUGUCAGGUAGCACCGCUGAAAGCAUGCACAAUUGCGAGCAUUUCCUUGUCGUGUAUCGGAUAGUUUCGCUCAUGCGGGUGUAACAUGCAUAAAUCGUACGCAAUUGGCUGCAGACCUUCGCAAAAGUCCUGUAACAGUACUGCUUCGAUGGCAAUGUUGCUGGCAUCAGUGAUGACUUCGAAUGGACGGUGAGGAUCGACGAUGCGAAGGACAGGGGCUGAGCACAGAAAAGUUUUGAGUGCGAAGAAUGCAGCUUGCUCUUUCUCCCCCCAUCUAUACUCAGUCCCUUUUCGCAACAGGUCGGUCCACGGUGCAGUUACCCCCGCCAUAUUCGGGAUGAAUCUCUGAACAUAAUUUACGAAUUCUACAAAACUUUGCAGCUCUUGCGGAUUCAUAGGCGGGUAGCCAGGCUUGCACAGUCUCAAUCUUAUGCCGGUCUACUUCGACACCCUUAGUGGAGAUAGCGUGGCCUAAAAAUUCUAACAUAUCUUUUAAGAACUCGCACCUAGACCCUUCGUGAGCAACCGAUGAUCUUGCAGUAGCGUGAAAAUUGCUUCGAGAUCCUUUAGGUGUUGCUCCCGAGUCUCGCUGUAAAUUAUGAUAUCACCUAGGUAGACUAUAACACACUUAUCUACUAGCGAACUGAAAAUCUGGCUCAUGGUCAUUUGAAAAGGUGGAGGUUGGAGGCAGAAGCGGAGAUGGAGGUGAAGGUGGAGAUGGAGCUGCUUUUGAGGAGAGUAAGUGGACGGACGCAUAACGGGAGUGAUCGUAAACGAGCACUAGGAAGUAAGAGUGCCCGCCACGUGAGCGUACUGGAGCCGAGCCCCAAACGUCCAUGUGGACGAGGUCAAGCGGGGCGGCUGCUGCAGAGGGCGAGGAAGGGUGAGGCAGCUGGCGCAGUUUACUUUGCGCACAGUCCAAGCAUGGAUGAGUGGGAGAAGUGGAGGGUGGAGGAAGUGUCUCGAGCAGGUGAAGAAGCAACUUCUUGGACGCAAGCUCGGAAAGCAUGCGGAAGUUGGGAUGCCCCAGACAAUGGUGGUAAAGAAUGAUUGGGUCAGUGAGCUGACAGCAGGAGCACGAUGGGGUGGUGGAGGUAGAGUGCGCCUCAGUGGGAGAUGGAGGUACUUUGAGUGUGUAGAGGUUGUUGGCCGUCACUGUGAAGUGUGCAAGGAGGGUAUUGUUGGUGGGGUCAAGGAGAUCAGAGUGGUUAGAGUGAGCAGGGAAGAUGGUGGUUACCCGUGCUCGCUGAAUCUCAUGCUGUGCAAGUAGAUUGUGUCGAAGAGUGGGCACGCAUAUGCCAGUGACUGAGCCUGAUGGGAAGGAUGGGCAUGGAAGAGUGGAAGAACCAUGGGCGACAGUUGUGAAGCUGGAGUCACCGCCCAGGAGAGGAAUGGGUGUUUGGUAUGGUUUGAUCAACUCUUUGUUUUGGAGAAUUGUGUGGGUUGCGCCACUGUCCAGGACUAAUUCAAGUGGUUGAGAUGGUGUUUGUGCAGACGUCGAGUACUGGGAACUAGUUUCAUUGAUCAUGGGAAGGCUAAGGAACACUAGGUUGAGACGAACUUCAGGACUAUGGGCAUCAGCGGCUGAGUCCUGACUAUCUUGUGCCUCAACAUGGUUGAGCUGGUGCAUGCGAAGCCAGUUGGGCGGCUUGGAGUUGAUCCCAUUCUUGGCAA
Closterium sp. NIES-67 is the source of this 2707-nucleotide messenger RNA. The record is from the annotation of a GenBank genome assembly. NCBI's taxonomy places the organism in Eukaryota, Viridiplantae, Streptophyta, Zygnematophyceae, Desmidiales, Closteriaceae.